Dovyalis caffra is the source of this 570-nucleotide messenger RNA. NCBI's taxonomy places the organism in Eukaryota, Viridiplantae, Streptophyta, Magnoliopsida, Malpighiales, Salicaceae. The record is from the annotation of a GenBank genome assembly.
AUGCAAGAAAAGAAAACGGAAAUGGCAAACAAGAACGCUAAGAAGGCAAAUAUCUUAGAUCACCACUCAAUCAAGCACAUUCUGGACGAAUCUGUCUCCGAGAUUGUUACGAGUCGUGGAUACGUAGAAGAUGUGAGGAUGAGCAAUAUAAGGCUGUUUUUGGGGACAAUCAUUAUAGUGAUUGCUCUCUUUGCUCAGUUUUACAAUAAGAAGUUCCCUCAGAAUCGGGACUUUUUGAUCGGAUGCAUAUAUAUAUUCUUCAAUGGAUUGUUGCAGCUGAUCAUCCACUUAAAAGAGAAGAAUGCUAUCUUAGUUACCUAUCCUCCUAAGGGAUCUUACACCAGCACUGGCUUAUUGGUCGCUUCAAAAUUGCCAAGAUUUUCUGAUGAGUACACGCUUAGCAUAGCUAGUGCAGAUCCUAAAUCAAUUUCUGCAGGGAAACCAGUUCAGUUUACCAAAAGCGUGACCCAGUGGUUCACCAACGAGGGAGUUUUGGUGGAGGGCCUAUUCUGGAAAGAUGUUGAAGCGCUAAUUAAUGAUUAUGCAGCAGAACCAAAGAAGAGCAAGUGA